AUGCAAUCAAUCGACCAAAAGAUGAACUCGCUCGGAUCCCAACCGGCCACCUGCUUCUCGCCCCGGCGCUCGGCGAACUUUGCCGGCCCGACCACCAACGCCGAGCACUGGGACUCUCAGACCCCCAGCCUCCAGUCCGGCUCAUCCUCGAUCUCCCAUCUGUCCGGAGGCCUGGGCUCACCCACGCUCGACUCCCUCCCGGUCGACGACGGCUACCGUCCGAGCUCGGCCAGCUGGCUAGAAAACUCACACCCAAUCUUGGACAGAGAGCAAUCCGUCAAAACUUCUUUCCUCAGCACAACUUCCCAACAGCACCCCUGCUCGCUCUCGCCUCUCAACGAACUCAACCCCACCUCGCCAUCCGGCUCCAGCUUUGGUCCCUCCACCACCCUCUCAACUCCUCCCUCUGCCCAGGCCGUCUCACAUGCCAGAAAUCCUUCUCUUCCGCCUGCCCUCGAAGAUCUCAUCCCGCUCCAAGACUCGGCCACCCAGGAGUCCGCGCAUGAUUCAAUCCAAACCGGUCCCCAGAACCCUGUCCUCGCCCCAUUGCCCUCAAUCCUUCAAGUCAAUGCCCCCCAGAUCAACCAGCCCACCCCGCUUAACGAAUGGGAUCAAACUUCCUUCAGCCUUUCUGUUGCCUUUACCGGUGCAAUCUACCGCCCCCAGAUGAGCCACCCCGAGUCCGAGCACGAUUCCACCGCACCCCCCGCUUUUUUCCCUCUCCAGCGAGUAGGCUUCUCACCUCAGCUCAAAGUACACUCCCGUCACCUACCGCAAGCGGCCGGCUUCCCCCUUUCUUUGAUCGGCGGAAUGACCCUCGGCGUCACUGGUGCUGUUGGCGUGCCUGUUGUGGACCGCAAGACCGGCCGACAGGCCAGAGAAUCCCGCACCAACGCCAAGAAGUGGAAGACCCAGCGUGUCGUCGUCGAUUUUGUUACUGACCUCAGCCAUGGCCUCGAGACCUGGAAGGCCGACGCUGAAUUCGCCACACAAGCCUCGAGCGGUGUUCCUCUCAACCAGCUCGACGGCCAGGCUGUCCUUCCUCCGGGAACCUACAUCCUACCCUUGAGCAUGAAGAUUCCUGCUUCGGACAGAUUACCUCCGUCAUUCAGAUCUGACCACUUCAGGAUCACCUACACCAUGUCGCUGGCUGUCUGGUCCAAAGCCACCGAUCCGCUCACCGGUCAACCGAUCCACUGCAAGGUUUUCACCGUCCCUUUCGACAUUCUUCCAUCCACCUUGCCAACGGGUCCACCUAAGCUUCCCCGGCUUGUGUGGGAGGACCGAUCAUUCAACGGAUCGAACCCUUGGAACGGCAUGUGGGAAGGCUUCAAGCGGGUGCUUGGCCACCCCGGCGCCAACGGCAUCCUACCCACCGUCAAUCGCAAACGCUCCAUUGCUGCCGUGACUGCCCAGAUGCACGGUCCUCAAGCCACCGCUGCCGCUAUCGCAGCUUCCACCGCCACCCACAUCGUCAUUCCCUCUUUACCCUCGUCCUCUUUCAGCCCCGCAUCCCAAGCGUCGAUCCCUGUCACGCUGUCAAUCAUCGACCGGCCGAUCGUCCCCACUGACCUUUAUAUCCGCAUCAGCUUGAUUCGCUCGAUCUAUGCUCGUGAUAGCAAAAGUGAUUGGCUGACCGAGGCCACUGAGUACUUAUUACCCGAGGAAGUCUUGUUGGAAAAGCAUCUCAAAGAGGAAAAGGAAAUUUGCUCUCGAUGGGGUUAUAUCCCCUACCACCUUCGACCCAACGCCAACCCCUUAGAGGAGUGCGAGGUGUUGAUCCGAGAUCUAUCGAUUCCACUGUUGAAUGACGGUGAAGUCGGCUGGGCGCACGGAUACUCGACUUCUCUGGAGCUUGAGCCGUCGGAGGCCCCGACGAUCGAUCACCAUCCAGUCUCCGGCUCGUCAUGGUUUGCCCCCGCAUUCCGUCGCCGGGCGCCAGUUGAGAAGGAGUACGGUCGCCAUCUGCACGUGUCUACCCGGUUCUCGAUUGCGAUCGAGAUUGGCUUUGCACGAGUGCCCGAGCAAAACCAGGGCACCGGUAUCCUCCACGACACCCUCCAACAGGUCAAGAUGGCCGUCGGCGACGACUUCGUCAUUCCUGCGCCCCACACCUUCACCAAGGCUUCUGCGCCCAGACACACCGCCACCGGCGUGAGCGUCACCAACCCUUUCCCGGCGUCGACCUCCUCACCCAGCGCCCAGUCCUCCGGGCACCGUCACCACAACUCUCUCCCCAUCAAUCUGCCCUCGACCUCCUCGUCCGUGCCUGUUCCUCGGGUGUUAUCGUCGCGUCUGAGCGGACAUUACCGCUCAGCCAGCGGGACCAUGGCCGCCCCGCCGCCCUCAUUCCCGGGGAAGAUCCGCACCCUGCGAUGCCCAAUUGUUAUCGGCUCGGUCGCAGAGCCCAACCUCUCCUGUCUGCUUCUGCCCGAGGCCGACCGUCGCUCGAACGGCAGUCGCAUGGCAUCCGGCGACGCGGGCUCCCUCGAUCCCGCCGAACCUGAGUCCGACGACGAGCGCAGACGCCGCGAAGAGGCCGAGGACAUGCGCAGAGCCGUCGAGGCUGCCGAGCCUUCCCUCGUCGGUGACGGCGAGGCUUGGAUUUGCGCACCGCCUGAUUACGACCAAUCGCUUAAGGGCCCUCCCGCCUAUCUCUUCUGA
Puccinia triticina is the source of this 2664-nucleotide messenger RNA. RefSeq lists its product as uncharacterized. The coding region runs from base 1 to 2664 and encodes 887 amino acids. The record is from RefSeq and is a predicted model, not a curated record. NCBI's taxonomy places the organism in Eukaryota, Fungi, Basidiomycota, Pucciniomycetes, Pucciniales, Pucciniaceae. The transcript is spliced from 3 exons.